Messenger RNA from Clonostachys byssicola, 1893 nucleotides. The record is from the annotation of a GenBank genome assembly. Lineage: Eukaryota; Fungi; Ascomycota; Sordariomycetes; Hypocreales; Bionectriaceae.
AUGGCUCCUCCCAAUUGGAGUCGUACCGGAUGCAUCACCUGCAAGCGUAGGCGCAAGAAGUGCGAUCGGGCACAGCCGGCUUGCAACAGUUGUGAGAAGCGUGGGAUCCAAUGCGAAGGUUACCAGCAGGUCUUCAUUACUCAAUCUCCGUGGGGUCACCGAAGGAUCACAGAACCUCGCUCCAAGGCAAAAGGAAGACCCAGCACAACUGCCUCCGAUCCUGCUCCGAGGGAGACUGAAUCAGAACCGACACGUCCCUUUCCCUCCGGCAAGGUCAGCCCCCAGCAAGAGAUUUCUUGGGUCCAUCUUGUUGCUGACCCGCCGACAUUGAGUACCAGCCAGGGUCACUCUGAAUGUGGUCCAUAUCAGCUUGCCACAGCAGAAACAGAGUUACUGCUGGCUGAUUCAAACUUUUCGAAUGCGCUUGUAGAGAGAGAAGACCCAACAGACAAGAAUUACAGCAAUAAUGAUACUAUAUCUGUGCCUACACCUGAGGAACAGGACGCAUGUACAUCUCCACAAGAGGAGACACUACACCUCCCUUCUCUGGAAGAAGACUCAACAGGUCACCUGGACUCAUUGUUCUCAUGUGCGGAAGGCUCAUCCUCAACAGAUGUGGAAAUGAGAAACGCUAUCAUUGAUGCGACGCUUUUGCUACCAACACUAAGCGCCUUUCCCAACGUCACAGAUCAAGACUUCUACUAUCUACAGUAUCUCGAUGAGCAAGCAGCUACGCAGUUACUGAAUGUAGACUCCGGAGUUUUUAACCCACUUAGACGACUCAUUCUGCCUAGAGCUUUAGAUUGUCUAGGUGUACUUUACGGUGUUUGCGCGGUUGCUGCCUGUCACCAGGCUCAACGGUCCGACCCGGAGACUCGUAUCGAUCAGAACAUUGUAGCCACCAGAUUCUAUGUCAAGUCUGUCAACUGGCUUCAGUCUACAGUUGGUAGACAGGCAGCCCAUCUCGAUUCUCAAUGCUCGACAUGGGAUGAUGCGUCCGUCAUUACAUCCUUGUUGCUUUGCAAGUACGAGAUCAUCAAGGGAAGCUCGGCACACUGGAGGGACCAUCUUGAUGGCCUCGAGUUAUUAAUACAAAAAAAAGGCGGCAUUCAAAAUUUGGAAGUGGAGUGUGCUCAAUAUGUUGCAAGCUUUUUGCGAUACCAUCGCAUGAUUGCAGACAUCUGUCACCUCGACAAGGCUACAAAUGGCCAAGAAAACAGUGGCUUAGAUAUUAUGGCGACUUCUACCUUCUCCCUUGAUGUAUACUCAGGGUGCGCACACCACCUUCUAAAGACUUGUCAUGAUAUUGCUCGGCUGGCCAGCCGACUGGAGUCUCAAGAAGCCGUCACCUAUACAGACUUCGCAGAAGCAGAGGCGCGGAUCAUUUCUUCGUUGGGCACUUCAAUUAUCGAACCCGAGGUACAGUGUCUGUCUGAUGGCACCACCGUAUCGCAAAUCAGUAGAUUGCUUUAUGUCGCGCAACGUACCAGAUACGCCGCCUUUGUCUUCCUCCACUCAGUCGUUGAGCGAGGAAUCGAACUAUGCAAAUUUGAAACCGCCGAGAGGGAUGCUCUACGGCUCCAGAUACCAUAUACCAAGUCACAGGCUUUGGACGGAUGCCUUGAGAUGCUUGCCGAGGUCCCAAUCGCCCAACACUGCGAGUUUGCUGGACUAGCACUUGCAUUCUUCCUCGCCGGGUGUGAGGUCGAGGACGAACAUAGGAAAUAUCUUGUACUAGAGAAGCUUUUUCUUAUCCAGCGCAGUUUCGGACUCGGCCACAUUGCCAGUGCGAAUGAAGCGCUCAUGAUGAUAUGGCAGCGAGACAGAGGGGCGAAGCCGCAAGUUUGGUGGAAUACGAUGAGAGACACGGGCUGGGAACUGAUCUUAUGUUAA